AAAUGACGCCAUCGCUUUAUUUUUACACCAAUGACCUCAUCCCGGCAGCUUGAAGUUUACUGACCAGCGAAACUCUUUUCUCUCGUUCGUUCCUCUCCUUGUGCCUUGCGCUUCCCUUGUGUUUGUCGUCCUUCGGGUCAUUCUGGGAACCGAAGGCUUUAAAAAAAAGGAAAAAAAAAAACCACAAAAAGACCAAAGACACACGCAAAACCCCCUAACCCCCAAACUUUUUCCCUCCUCCAUAGCUUUUCAGUGUGUGUCCCCUCUCAUCACUAUCCCCGUUUAAUUUUUUUCUAGCCAUCUUGGUGGGGGGUGGAGGAAGGAGAAGGAAAGCAAAAAAAAAGAAAAAGAGCUCCAAAGCUCCAAAUGUUUCCUUUUUCUGGUCCUCUCCCCUCCCACCUUCACGCUUCCCACUCUUAAAAAAAAAAAAAAAAGACGAAUAUAUUUUUAUUUUUUUAAUUAUUUUAAAAUUGCUGGGGUUUGGUUGUGUUUUUUUUUUGGUUUUGUUGAGUUUUCUUAUGCAAGAAGAAGGAAAAAGAGGAGCUUUCCCAGCGACUGGAAGAAGGCAGAGUUGUUUCGGGCGGCAGCCGCGAGGCUGGUGGCAAUUAGUUUUAUCCUUGCCGAGGGGACAGACAGACGGACAGACAGACGGGCAGGGGGUGACACAGCUCUUAGUCUGCUGCAGAGCCGAUGGGUGGGAGCAAAGGUAAAGAAUGAUGUCUUGCAGCAGCAGGCAGAAAGCAUCUUUUGUGUGAACUGUGAACUGGCUGCUCCACAGUCAUGUCCUGAUGAAUCAGACGUGAGGGGUUGCUUUGUGGCACAUCAGCUGGAAGCAGGAGGAGACGUUCAGCUGAAGAGCUCCCUCCGAAAAUGGAUUUAACUUUUCUUUCGCCAGUCACCGCCAGCGUGACCUCAUGCAUCUCUAGCACAAUGGUGUGGCUGAGCCUUUGAGUACACAGCUAUUACAUCAUCGCGGCAAAUUGGGGAGGGAGGCGCUGAAAGAGGCCUUGUUGUUGUCAUGGCCGAUGAGAUGACCGGGACUCAACCCAUUGCGGCUGAGAAGUUGGUGGCCUUGCUGGAGAGCGGUACAGAAAAGCUGCUGCUGAUUGACAGCCGCCCCUUUGUGGAAUACAACACGUCCCACGUCCUGGACGCCAUCAACAUCAACUGCUCCAAGCUGAUGAAGCGGAGGCUGCAGCAGGACAAAGUUUUGAUUACAGAGCUCAUUCAGCACUCGGCAAAACACAAGAUUGAAAUUGACAGCAAGCAGGAAGUGGUGGUGUACGACCAAAGCUCCAAAGAUGUGACCUCUCUCUCAUCUGACUGCUUUCUUACCGUGCUCCUGGGCAAACUGGAAAAGAACUUCAGCUCUGUGUAUCUGCUGUCAGGUGGAUUUGCUGAGUUCUCCAGCUCUUUUCCUGGUCUCUGUGAAGGAAAAUCCACACUCAUCCCUACGUGCAUUUCUCAGCCUUGCCUCCCCGUUUCCAACACUGGCCCGACCAGGAUCCUGCCUCAUCUCUACCUUGGGUGUCAGCGGGACGUCCUCAACAAGGAGCUGAUGCAGCAGAACGACAUUGGCUACGUCCUGAAUGCCAGCAAUACUUGUCCCAAGCCUGACUUUAUUCCAGAAUCCCAUUUCCUCAGAGUGCCUGUGAACGACAGCUUUUGUGAGAAAAUUUUGCCUUGGUUGGACAAAUCAGUCGAUUUUAUAGAAAAAGCAAAAGCAUCAAAUGGCCGUGUGUUAGUGCACUGCUUAGCUGGGAUAUCUCGCUCUGCCACCAUCGCCAUCGCCUACAUCAUGAAGAGAAUGGACAUGUCCCUGGAUGAAGCUUACAGAUUUGUGAAAGAAAAGAGGCCGACUAUUUCUCCCAACUUCAAUUUCCUGGGCCAGCUUUUGGACUUUGAGAAAAAGAUAAAAAACCAGGGUGGUCAGCCUGGACACAUUAGUAAGUUGAAACUUCUGCACCUGGAGAAAAGCAGCGAGCACGUGCAGGUUCCGGACGGGGGGCAGAGCCUGUCCCUGAACCAGCUCUGCAUCGCUGCCGCCUCCGAGGUGGCGGAGCAGAAACCCACGGACUGUGGCAGCGCAGCACGAGGGCACCUGUCCCCUCUGGAAGAUGGCCCGCUGGUGCAGGGCAUGAACGGGCUGCACGUCUCCCUGGAUAAGGUGGAAGACAGCAACCGGCUGAAGCGCUCCUUCUCCUUGGAUAUCAAAUCCGUGUCCUACUCCUCCAGUGGCAACCGCGUGACCGCAGCAGUUCAGGGCUUUGCCUCCGCCGAAGACACCCUGGAGUACUACAAACAUGCAGCUGCUUUGGAGGGUGGCAGCAAACUGUGCCAGUUCUCCCCUGUCCAGGAGGUGUCGGAGCAGACCCCAGAAACCAGCCCCGACAAAGAGGAAGCAAACCCUCCCCAAAAGUCCCCGAACACGUGGCAGCUGGACGGCCAGGGCAAGCGGCAACACCCGGGGAGAGGCAGCGGCGGUGCCACCACGCAGCGGUCGCUCCUGUACCCCCUGCACCGCAGCGGCAGCGUGGAGGACAACUACAGAACGAACUUCUUGUUCGGCCUCUCCACCAGCCAGCAGCACCUGGCAAAGUCUGCCGCCGGGCUGGGCCUCAAGGGCUGGCACUCGGACAUCCUGGCUCCUCAGACGUCGGCCGCGUCCCUUACCAACAGCUGGUACUUCGCAGCAGAGUCCUCCCGGUUCUACUCGGCCUCGGCCGUGUUGGGGCAGGGCGGGGGCUGCUCGGCCUGCAGCUGCAGCCAGCUGCCCUCGGGCUGCGAGCAGGCCUGCGCCGUGCGCAGGAGGGCGAAGCAGGGCGACCGCGGCGACUCCCGCAGGAGCUGGCACGAGGAGAGCUCCUUCGAGAAGCAGUUCAAGCGCAGAAGCUGCCAGAUGGAGUUUGGGGAGAGCAUCAUGUCGGACAGUAGAUCCAGGGAAGAACUGGGCAAAGUAGGCAGUCAGUCAAGUUUCUCAGGCAGCAUGGAAAUCAUCGAAGUGUCCUGAGGGGCGGGCAACGGCCUUGUUGUGUGUCUGUAUCAGAGCUGCUUCCCCCUCCAGGCUGCUCCCCCAGCGUUUGAGAGAUCCCUGUAAAUCUGAAAUCGCGUGUAAAAAGGUGGGGGGGAGGGAAGAACCUCGAGGCUUCGGUGUGAACACAGCAAAAGGUUAGUACUGCAAAGAGGUGACGAGCGAGCUUCUGCCCGAGGACACCAGGGGUACCGCUGGGUUCUUCUCCUCUCCUUUCCUGGAGAAGGGCAGAGCACUUCAGAGGUCUUUAGAGGAAGCAGUUGUAUGCAAUGGAUUGCACAGUUUCAGUGGUUUUUUAUAAAGGAAGCUCUCCUGGUAUCAACCUUGCUCUGGUUCCACUGAGACACGUUCCUACCUGUCAAAACCAGUUUUGUUCUCCCCCCCUCGUGCCCCAUAUGUUCACCAGUGCACCUUAGCCCUGACACUGAGCCAACCUCUGGAGGGAGACCUUUUUCCUGUAAGGAGACCGGGAGCAAUUCCAAAGGACAUAGGGACUGGUUACAGCGAGGCUUGUCUGAACACACAGCUCAGACAAAUGUAAAUACUGGUGUAACUAUUGUUCUAAUGGAUAGGCUUUAGGUGAUUUGCUAGAGAGCUGCUUCAGAGAAAAAAAAAAGUACCUCAAAAAUAUAAAAAAUAAACUAGGGCUUUAUGGCUGCCACAUGCUGGUAGUCAGUUCAUAGCAAUGUGAACAAGUAAGGACUAGCCACAUUUGUGUUUUUUGUGUUGUUUUUUUUUUUUUUAAGCUGUCUACGCACAAGUGUUUCAAUUGGCUCAGCAGCAAUGCUUCAGAGAAGAUGAAUGAACCAUACUUAGGACUGUUUCCCCCAGUCUUUUGAAACAGUGUUCAUAUUUUUUAUAUUAAGCUGGCUUCUGGGAGAGCGGUAGAGUUGCUUUGGCUCCUAAGCUGGAAUGGAGUGGUUGAUAGGUAGGGUUACGUGCAAGAGAAGUGGCUGCUACGAGUGGCCACAACAUGCUUUUCUUGCCAGUGAAUAAUUCAGUAGGAGGCUCUUGAAGGCCUUUUUUGGUUUGGGGGUUUUUUGGGCGGUUUUUUUGUGGUUUUUAAGAUAAAAAUGUGGUAGGCUUUUAUCCUCAACUGAGCAGUACCACUGAGGAACUGCUCUUCAUGGAUGGUCCCAGUCCUGUGUGGGGUGGGGGCAAUGCAGGUGGUUGGGUUUUAUUGCAUUCCAGCAUGGAUUGGGACUGGCUUUUCAUUAGUUUUGCUGAGUUCAUCAGAUAAAGGGAAGUCUGGCUAGCUACCCAAGGAAAACAGAAGGGGGCCUCCCUCCAGUGUCCCAUCUCAGAGUGUGGUGAGAAAGAAAGGGGCUUUGAGAAGAGGCAGCUUGGUCUUUCCCAGCACCCCUCAGAAAAUGUGCAUUGAGGGGAAACUGUAUUGUUUUGUCCCAUUUCAGUGCAGGCAGCUGAAAACUGUACAUCACACGUAACAAAUAAUUAACCCAGGCCAACAGCUUUAAAAAAAAAUUUGUCAGCAGCAACCUGAAGCCCUAAUUCAAGUGAGCAGCUUGGGUUAUGUUAGGGGUUUUUUUACUGUAAGUUUAGCUAGUUUGUGACUCAAAUCUCAGGUUUUACUAUAUUGAAAAGUGGAGAAGAUUUUGUCAUUGUUUCGUUUUGUGGCUAGGAUGUGACUUUGAUUUCCUACAGUGGACUGUUGAAAAUAGCACUGAAAGCUACAGCGUUGAUUAACUUGAUCCUAAAAAGUGCAAAAAGCACAGAGACAGCACCAGGAGGCUCUGUUUGGGUCGUGUGUAGAUGUUGGAAGAAGAGGUAGCCCAGGCAAGGGACAGGUUGACAUCACACCUAUCAGGUGUUCAUUAAACAUGCACUUGUCUCUGUUUACGUAUCAGGUGAAAGCAAUUACAUCACAACUAUUUUCAGCAUGUGUAUACCUAUGUAAACAGUUUAACAGGGCUCCUCUCAGCCAGAUUUCAGGACAAGCCCACAUCUGUGGUUUAAAUCAGUUAGUGGGGGUUAACACAUAUCAAUCCCUGAAGACAGAAGCAGAUUCUUCCUGUCUUUUGUGCUCCUUCAGACCUGUGUGUUCCCCCCUUCUCUGUGUUUGGGUGUUGGUUCUUCUCCUGUUUGAGGUUUGUUUGCUUGACUGCCUUCUGAGGAACUGAAAUCUGGUCUUGUGGCUCCUUGUGAUUUCCAGUAGUCCCUGAACAAAUCAAAGCUGUAGGCUCGGUAUUUUUAGGGGAUGUCCCCAUAGGACGAUGCCUUAACCCCAUGUCCCGCACAGGGUGGUGCCCUGGCUCCUGUCUGAACUAGAGUCCUGUGCCUGAACAAUACUGGAAAUGGUUUGCAGGAGUCUGGAAAGCAAAGUGGAGGAUGUGAGAGGGGAGAGGUGUCCAUGUUCAGUAUGGAUAUAAUGUAUGGUCACCGGUGUAUGGCCUGCUGGGCAUAUUUGUGUUAUGGAGAGCUAUUCGAGUGGUUCAGAGAGAUGUGAGGUUCUCAUCUUGUUGUGUGGUGAGCAUUACCUGUAUGUAUGAUGAAAUAAAAUCAGAAAUGGUACCUGUUUAUACAGAAGGGCUGAGGAAGGAGUUGUGGAGUGUGCGUUCCCUGUGCCUGUUCAUGACUUACAUGGCCGCAGCAGCUUUGCACCCCUUGUCGCAGGUAGGAGUGAUUUUACAGCACCGGUAACCAUUUAGGCCUCUUACCUGUUCCUGAAGACCCCACCUCUUCUGCUCCCUUGGAGAUCAACCCUGGCACUUCUCUGCCCUCAGUGUCUCAUACAGGUGUGAGUAACCUACUCCUCUUAGUCUUGUUGAAGCAAGUAUUUCAAAUUUAUUAAGUUACCUAGAAUGAUCCCCCUCCUUUUUUUCUUGCCUCCCAUACUUCUUAUUUGAAGAUUAAUGUAAUAACUUGUUUAAAUACUUAUUUUGACUGAUUCUGUCACUCCUGAAGCAUGCAGAGCAAGCUGCUUCAGAGAACAGCUCAUACAAAUCACAAUGUUUGUGUAACAGCAUCUUCAAACUCAGGUGCAGCAGCAGAAGCUUUUUCUUUUCUUAAAAAGAGAAUUUCAAAGCCUAAUCCCAGAAAGGGAAAUGCAGAAUUCUUAGCCUCCCUAAAAGGAACCAAACCAUCAGCCAGAGCACAAGUAACAACCUAUGUGAGUUUCUGUGCUUAUUUUCUACAAACAAGAUGUAGCAACUCUUACAUAGAAAGCUGCAGCCAUUCCAUGGCAAAACCAGAACCACGCUGAUUAAAUGGCAAGAGCUGCUUAGCCUACAAAACAGGUUGACAUGACAAUCUAAGAUUUCGCUGCUCCAGCUUCCCUUACCCUACUCCAAAGUCCACUUCCCAUCGCAGCAGCUCUGCUCCCUGAAGUUCUGCUUUUUGAAGAAUGCACUUGCCACUCCUUUCUGCCUGCCUUGCAGGACUCGCUCUGCUCCUGGUCCACUCCAUCCUUCCACUCCUGCCCCUGCCGGCAGACAGCUCUGUGCAGAGACACUCUAAUGCCAUCUCCAGCCAAAAUCCAGGGGACAACUGAGAUGUGUCUCAUGCAUGUCAGCAAGACUUAAUUUUCGUUUCACCAAAGUCACCUACCCAGACAUUUUAAUUAGCUAGCCAUACACCUGGCUAGCCUGUAUUUGUUUCAUUUUCUGAGAUAAAACAGCAUAGAUUAGCAGUUCACAUAAAAAAUGUUUGGACCAAGUCAAAAUGCCCAUUUAUUCCUGGUUAUGUUACUGUCCUGUUGGAGGCCAUCGUAUUUCAUUACCUUCACAGCAUCCCUACGAGCUCACUGCUCAGUCUCCACCUGUAAAAAUACAGUAAAAAGACAAAAAGGUUUAUUCUAGGCAGCUGACAUUGGGAACUGACCUUGGAGUGCUUUUCUCUCCUCUCUCAUGCCCAAGGAUGACUUUUGAAGGCUGUAGGAACGCUGGAGCCCAUCCAACACCACCUCAGACCUGCCCUGGCUUUGGGGACUGCUGGGUGAGCAAUUCUCCUUCACAGAAUGAAAUCACAGAGUACUGAGGUGGAAGGGACCCACAAGGAUCAUCAAGCCCAUCCAGGGAUCAACCCCACCUCUCUGGCAUUAUUAGCACCAUGUUAUAAC
Myiozetetes cayanensis is the source of this 7106-nucleotide messenger RNA. It is a transcript of the gene DUSP16, whose product is annotated as dual specificity phosphatase 16. Gene Ontology annotation, cellular component: cytoplasm; nucleus. The record is from RefSeq and is a predicted model, not a curated record. Gene Ontology annotation, molecular function: MAP kinase tyrosine/serine/threonine phosphatase activity; protein tyrosine/threonine phosphatase activity. Gene Ontology annotation, biological process: negative regulation of MAPK cascade; protein dephosphorylation. The transcript is spliced from 7 exons. Bases 1019 to 3010 code for a protein of 663 amino acids. Lineage: Eukaryota; Metazoa; Chordata; Aves; Passeriformes; Tyrannidae.